AUAUUGGUGAGAUAAUUGAAGAUAAAAUAUUGAAAUAAGUUUUAGUAAUUUUUUAAAAUUCUUAUAUUCAAUUAUAUUUUAUCCUUUAAUAAAGUUUAAUAAUCAACGUCACAUUUUAAAAUUAACAAUGACAAUUUCGUGGAUUCGUUUGCAAAUCGAGGGAAAAAAGAAAUUUAAAAUAGAUAGUCGGUGACAGAGAAUAGAGGAAAAAAAAAGAUAUUGAAAAUUGAAUAAAUUAUGUAUAAUAUUAUAUAAUACUAUCGAUGUACGUAAUAAAAAGAAAACGAACGUAUUUACUAAAGAAUUGAUAAUUGAAAAUCGAAAAAUUUAUAAUAAUAUCACCAAAGAUAAUCACCAUCCGAAUAGAAUUAAGAAAAAGGUAAUAAAAAUAUUCAAUGAAUGUAUUAUAUACAUGUGAAUGUUUGUUUAUUCGAAGAAUUAUCAUUAAAUAACAUAAAAAAUAUUGGUCGAGUUUAGAAAAAGUUGAUACCUUUGAAAAUUAAUAAUACUGUUUGAACGAAAUGUUUACUCUAAAUAAUUAAAGACAUAGAAGAAUGCGAGAAAUCUGAAUGAAAGAGCGAUAAAGAGAAAAAAGAAAGAGAAGUCGGACGGCGUGGGAAGGAGAAAGUGGGAGAAUCAGCGGGAAGAGUGUGGCAAAAUAGCGCGGAGUGGGAUCAUCGAAUCGGUAGACUCGGAUGUGCAAGGUCGAAAAGGAAGACGCGUUGUUGAGAGGCGGGAAGCGUGGAAAUAAAAGUUGGUGUCGCUUGUUAAAAGGAUGCGUGCGCGUGUGUAAAGGAGAAUUUUUCCUUUGAAAUCUUGAUUUUUGCGUGUGUAAUGUGGAUACAGAACGAGACGGGAAGAGGAGACCUAGCUGAUGCUAUUUAGCUGAUAGAAAAUAUCUUCUGCUAUGCGAUUCCUGCUCGACCAUCGUGGGAUUUCACUUGAGAGAUGAGGAGGGACUUUACAAGCCUAUACCACCACCGAAACCGGUGCCGAACAAUCAAAAGAUUCAGAACGGGCAACAGGAUAACAGGGUACAAACGAUAGCCGAGCAAUCGUCGCGGACCGUCGUUUCGGGUAUAGAGAGGAACACAACGUCAGACGAGAGCCAACUUCGAAGUUCCGGACAGAACGUUGCACCGGAAUACAGGAUGCCACCACUUUACGGAGAGGAACAGAGCUCGAGUCAAACUCAACAGCCGGCUAACUUGCAGACUCAUAGCAGCAAAUUUCCGAUUGAACGCGAAGUUGUUCUACCAUCGGGAGAUAAAAAUUCAAAGAUUCCUAUUCUGCACGAAUACAAACAAAGAACUGCCGGAAGAGUGGCUAUUGCACCGGAUGCACCGAUCAAGCAACAAGCUUGGGUUCAAGAGGGAACUCAGAUGCAAGAAGUGAGACAAGAGGGCCAAGCGAGGAGUUAUCAAGCAGCGGAAUCUUACGCGUCGACGUCGGUUGGAUUGGCGCCAAGGACGGCCAAGAUCGAUGAGGAGAAAAGCAAAUCAAUCUCGAGGACUUAUCACACGAUUAAGGACAUGAUAUCGAGCCGUUUCGGGCAGAGUCGCAAGGAUGUUGAGCCGGAACCGGAGGCGAGUUUGAACAACGUUACGGAAGAAUUGAGAAAAUCGAGUAGGAGCAUCGAUGAGGAGGAGGCCAAAAAGAAGGAUGGGAUUUAUGGAAAACCGCGGGCUCAAGAUCCUCCCCUUAAUAUGCAACAAUAUCCGAAGAAUGCUUGUGGUCAGUACGGACACUCGUAUAGUUAUCUGAACAAUCAGCAGAACGUACCGCUUCCUGGACAACUUCAACCAACGUCGCAAAUUCAACCCAAUUUACCGGGUCAAAGUGCUCAGCUUCACGUGACGCAUCACACUCCACCAGGAGGAGUUCAAACGGUUCAUCAAACUCAAGUUGCUGGUUUCGGGCAAUCGGCGACAGGUGGACAGCAGGUGCAAAACGUUGCUAGGGAAUACGUCGUACAGGGACCAUCUGGAUUGCCGAGUCAGCAAUUGCAUCAAGCACUUCAUCAGAAUCCUCAGAACCAGAGCCAGAGCACGCAGAUGCAAAAAUCUCAUGGUCUACCGAUUCAACCUCAUCAAGUGGGGAAUUCGAUGCAACCAUCGAAUCAAAACUUUCAAAGCGCUCAACAAUUGAUGCAUCAGAAUCAGAGUCAUCAUCAGAGCCCUAGAUUCGCCCAACAACACGCGCAGAACAUGCACCAACGUCAACUUAUUCAACAGAUGCAUCAACAACAAUUGGCCGGGCAGCAGAAUGCCAACCAGCCAGGAGUUAGGAACGUGCAACAGAGUUAUUUCUCGAACAACGUGUCUUAUCAGCAGUACCAGCAAGCUCGACAAGCUAUGUCAAGAUCUCAGAUCGAUCUACCCAGCACUUCGAGACAAGCUCAAGAACUGAGGUUGCCCGGCCAAGAAGUAUAUUAUCAUUACGCUCAAGGUCGACCUAGGUACGGUGUACCGCAAGUGUACAUGAAGACCGAAAGUAACCAAGAGGCCGAGUUCCAAAGAAGAAACUCGACUAAAGGUAUCGAGAAAGCUGCUUCCCAACCGCAACUCUGCUACGAGGAUGAGAGGGUUAACGAUCCCCAAUCGAGGAAUCCAGUAAUAGAUCCUAUUAAGGGUCUAACGGUUGAUCCAUUGGACAAGGAACGGUACGAGAUCACAGUGGAGGAUCAUGGUAGUGGAGUAACAGCCGAGUUUGGAAGAAGCGAUUCUCAAAGAAAGGACGACUAUCGACCGGAGACAAGCUUCGGUAUACGCAGAGAUGACGCUGUCAGGUGUUCGAAAAGAGAACAAGAGCAAAUAGGGAUGGGUGGGCAAGAUGGACAGGAAUCGGAAGGAAGUUCGGUGCAGAAGAGGAUCGAGGAGUUGCAGAAACGAGCCGAGGAGAAUCAUUAUAACGGGAAAAUGUCGAAGGAAGGUAUGGAAGGGGUGGAGGUGGGCAAAAGUUCGUCAACGACGAAAAUUGGAAAUGGCGAUGGACCAAAGAGAAUGGAGAAUCAAUACGCAAAGGAUCUUGUUCCGGCGAAACCCGAGGUAAGAAAAGACGAGCUGGAACAUGGGAUCGGUCGAUUGAAAAUCCAAAAUCAGGGAUCAGGAUCAGAUUAUGACAAAGCCGGCCAGAGUUCCUCAAAUGUUGAUUCGGGGAGAGGAUCGGCCGUUUAUUCCAGCGGAAGGCGGCCACCACCGGAAGAUCAAACUCAUCAACCAGUACAAGAUUCAGAAUGGGUGGACAUUGUGGAAUCCGAAUUGAGAAAUAUUUUAGAGCCAAGAGAUGUGCCCGCUAUGGCGCAUUCCACUCUAUCUGAAAGCGUAUCAUCGGUAACUCCACCCCUGCCGCCGCUUUCACCCCAUGAAAGUCCCAGAACACCGAGAAAUCGAUACUCGGCGAGCUUACCAUACGGAUCGAAACCUAAUUACAGCGAUUACAGCAAGGCCAUGGAGAAGAGAGGAUUCUCGAGUAGUUCGAAGCAUCGUGGUGCCUCGACUUCCAAGAAAGAAGCUGCUAAGAAAUUCUCUCAUCUUUUCGGUGUCGAAGCUGGCGAUUUAACUUCGACCACAACUGGACUCGAUUUAGAUUCGAUGUUGGAUAGAAGUGAUUCUGAUUUAAGCACGAAUGACGCGAGAACGAUUAGGAAACAAUUGGAGGGUUUGGAAAAUAUGUAUAGCGAGGUAUUGAAAUUACUCGGUGGAAGUGUGAAAAAGAGACGUAAAGCCAGAGGCUUAGCCAGUUAUGGUUCCGUCUCAUCAUUGCCGACAUCAUCCGUCUCGUCCAGACCACCUGUAACGAGGCACCAUGAUAAACGUAGAUCCCACGCGAUUGACGACAGAAUGAAGAAAGCCAAAGAUAUCAAGAGCAUUAACAAACGCUUUCAACGACUAGAAUCUCAUGUGGUUACACUUGCCAGAUCGGUAGCACACCUGAGUUCAGAGAUGAGAACGCAACAUUUAAUGAUACAGGAAAUGGAGAACAUAAGGGGAGAGAUUGCUGCACUGAGGACCCAAACGAGUAUGGCAAUGGUGAGAUCGCAGUCUCAACCAUUGAUCAAGGAUUCGGAACUACCAGCUCUCUCCAAUCCUUCCAGAGUGAAAAAACUCACCAAGUUUUUCGGCACGGAACCACCGCUCAUCAGACUAUUCCUCAGGGAACUUGGGUAUGAGAAAUAUGCAAAUGCUUUCGAGAAAGAAAAAGUCGGAAUGGUGGAGCUUCCUUAUCUAAGCGAGGAAAGAUUGCAAAAAAUGGGAGUUCCUCUGGGACCGAGACUGAGGAUUUUACAAGAAGCGAGGAUAUCGGUAUGCAAAGAUCCAAUUUAUGUUGUGUAAAUCUUAUGGAAUCCUUUGUUCAUGUGAAAAACUAUAGAGCGAAAAGAUAUUAAGAAAAAAAAAAAAGUUUUCAUUUCAUGCUUUUAACGAAUUUUAAAUAGUCAAAAGUGUAUCGUUUUUUCAAUUCACCUCAAUAAAAGAUGAUUCUCUCGAAUUCCUAAAUAGUGAACAGAUAUUGAAAAAAUUAGUAUUUUUUACAAAAUAAAAAGAUAAUUGAUAAGAAAGAUCGAAGAACUAAUUACGCUCUAUUUCAUGUGUAUUAAUGCGAUUAAUUAUUACUUUGAGAUAGAGAUUAUGGUUUUGCACAUUAAAAUGCGUAUAAGUGUGUCAGGGAAUCUGUAAAACUAUCUGUAUUUUUAUCAUAGAAUUGAAAAUUAAGAAUUUUUAGUUGCAUCAUUGAUCUCGAAAAUAUUUAAUUCUGAUGAUACACAAUUUACUUGUUACUUAAUUUUUUUUUAAUAAUUUUUUUUAACAAUAAUUUUAUUUGUAUUUUAAUUAUAUAUUAUAAUAAUAACAAUUUAUUAUAUCGAUAAAAAUUUAGGAAGUAAAAUAAAAGAAUAAAAAUUUCUUCGUUACAUUUAUUUUACAUUUAUUAAUUAUAUCAAGAAUAAUUAAUUUUUUAAGAAUACAAAUUUUUUUAUUUCUCUAUACAUGUUCAAAACCAUAACCUCUAAUAUAUCACAAAAGAUAAUAAGAACUAAUCUUGCGUUUAAUGCAUUUAAUUCGUUUAAUUCGUUGAAAGAAACGUGAGAAAUGCGUUAAUCCUCAAAUAGUAUUGUUAAAUCUAUAAAUAUCUUAUGGUCUAAGUAUAAUAUUUAUAUUAUAUAUUUAAAGUUUAAAGGAUAAAAUUUAUUUUUGUCGUUUCAAAUAUAAAAUACAAGAUAUAAUUUAAUAUUUUAUAAUUAAAUUAUGAAUAUUGUACCUAUAUGAACAUUUAUGAUUUAUUUAACAGUGCAAAAUUAUUUAAAAUACAAAUAAUAUACAAAAAUAUAAAAAGAUACUUGUUACAAUAUUUAAAUUUCUAUUUAAGUAUCAUUUAGACAGUUGUGCGUUCAUCGAAAUAUAAUUUGCAUCGAUACUACAAUACUAAUUGAAGAUUAGCGUUUUAAAUAAUAUGUAGAUAAAAUAAGGAAUAGGAUACAACAGUUAAAUAAUACAAAUUAUUUAAGAUUCUUAUAGAUUCAUUUAACUUCGCCUCUAUAAUUUAUUAUAAAUUAUUAGUAAACCGAAUACUCAUCAUCGGUAUACAUAUAAAACGUAUUUUACAUAUAUACAUACAAAUGAUAACUGCCUCAUUUAAUUAAUUUUAAAUCUUAUAUAUAUAUAUAUUUUAAGAACUAUUAUGAAUAUUAUAACAAAAUAAAAAAAAUGAUACAUCGAAUAACGUUAAUCAAAAUAUAAAUACCUUUCACGGUAUUAUCGUUGAUUUUAAGAAAUCAUUUAUAUAUUUAUACAGAGGAAGUAAUCAUUGAAUUUGAUUGUUUAUUCGUCAAUUAAACGAACGACCAAUUAUAGCGUAUAAUUUUUUAUCUUGUACAAUUACAAUUAAUCAAUCACUUUGAAAUAUUAUAAAUAAUACAUAUUUUGUAGAUACAUUUCAAUCAAAAGAGAAACAUCUUAUGAAUGUUUUAAAAAUAUCUUAUCAAAAAAGUUAUUGUAUAAAAAAUUUUCUGCCAAGUGUGCUAUUGUUUUCAUUUAAAACAAUUUAACGAAUGUUAUUUUCGUUUUAAUUGUAUAUGUAUUUUUAUUAUGUACUUACAAUGGUUUAUAGAAAUAUUUGAACACUUGGUAUAGAAAAAUUAUAUAAAUAUAAUAUGUAUAUGUGUUAUGUAAAAAUAUUUAAAAUACAAUAAGUAUACACAUGUAUAUUGGGACUAUUUAAAAUCAAUAUGUAUACUGAAAAAAUCCAAAAGUAUACGUAAAUGUUAUAAAAUAUUUAUUAUAAGCGAUUAUUUUUCAAUUGAUUUCAAUGCAAUUCAAUAUCAAAUUUAUGUAAAAAUUGUAAAUUUAAAUAAUUUGUAAACUUGUGUAACUUGUAUUGUAAACAAUGUACGUUUAUUGUUUUAAAAAAGAAGAAUUUUAUCAUUUUUAAUUAUUGGUGGGACAGAAGUUACAGGAAAUUUUACAUCUGAUUUAAAAAUAAUAGGGAUAAAUUAUCAAAAAAUUGAUCAAAAUCUUCAUCAAAAUUUUUUAGAGAAUUUUCAAUUAGAAAAAUUGUAUUUUCUUUCAUGCAACUUGUCUAUAAAUUUGUUAUUUCAAAUUUUUAUUUUUAAAUUUUUAAUUUUUAAAUAUAUAUUUUAAAUAUUUAUUUCUUAUCUUUUUUCGUUCUUAUAUUUCGUUAUUAUAUUCUUUAUAUAGAAGAGAAUACGUACACAUAGUAUUCAAUCUCACCUAUUAUUAUGUUAUUAUAAUUGUAUAUGUUAUUAUUAUAUAUUUUUAUUAUAAAGUAUGAAUGCAUUCAUACAUGGAAAUGAUCAAUUGAAUGAAUAUGAUUGAAAUUUAUGGAAAAAUCAACGAAAAUUGAUACGAAACAAGAAAAAUGUAGAGUAUUUUCCAUCUCGUUAAAUACCAAAUGCAAAAAUAUUUCAAUAGGUGGUAGAAAGAUCAUUUUUCCUUCCUUUUCAUUCUCUUUCUCUUUCUAUUUUUUAUUAAAUUUUAUUUCGUCAAAAUCAUAUAAAUUCAUAUAAAAUCAUAUAAAUUCAUAUAAAUUCAAUCGUUAAUAUAUUCUAUCGUAUCGAACUUGAUUCCUUGAUAUCUAAUCGUCGAGUAAAUUAUUAACGAAUUUGCGUAUGAAGAAACGAAAUAAAAAUGAAAAAAGAUCAGAAAAAAUAUUUUUGAUGACGGGAACGCGAUUUUUAUGUAUUCCUUUUUGAAAUAUUUUAUUAAAUUUUAUUUUUUCCUAAGUGAUUUAAGUUUAAACGCAUUAACGUUAUAAUUAAAAUGAUUCGUUAGUUUACGAUUUAUAUAGUAUUCGAAAUAAAAUUGUUAAUUUUAUUGUUAAUUUGUUAAUUGCCGCGAAUUUAAUCAAACAAAUACAAACUUAAUAAAUGAAAUCAUUUUGAAUACAUGUACAUAUGAAUUAUGAUGUGUUAUUUAACAAUUUUUAAUACACAUAUUGUAUUUAUAAAAACUUUCCGAGUGUUCUAAGUGUUCGAAUCUUUCGAUGCAAUCAUAGAUUCUUUUCGAUAUAAUUAGAAACAAAUGAUAUACAAUAAUAAUGUAUAAGGAAUAUUUUGUUAAUGAGAAUCUAAAUCUAUCAAUUAAAAAUUAAAUGUUCAUCCAGUAUUAUAUUAUAUUAUACUUUCUGUUCUGUUUUUAGACAAAGGCAACGAUGAAUUCUCAAAUUUCAUUAUAAUAAUAUAAUUAAUGAAAAUAAUAUUAGAAAAGUAAUUAUAUGCAUAAGACGUAUUUUUAUGUUAAAAUUUAUGGUAAUAUUUUUUUGAAUAUCUCGUACGAAACAGAUUUAAAUCGUCCAUAUAAAAACUCGAUAUAUAAAAUGGACAAAUAUGUUUCAAAUGUGUCGAGACAUUAUAUUCUAUCUGAAUAGAUUGUACGUUAGGUUUUUCCGAUCGAUCGGUUCCAAUCGAUGGAACAGAUCGAUUCUAUCGUCUCGAUCGAGAAUAAGCUCAAGCAGUUAACGCGAAUGCGCAGAUUGAGAAUUGGAAGCAAAAAUGAAUUUUUGCCAAAGAGACGUGGAAACGUCGUCGACCGAGUGGCGUGUCGAACAUUGUCAUUUCGAGGAAGCGGAAGAAAUUUUCUGCCAAGUGUGCUAUUGUUUUCGUUUAAAACAAUUCAACGAAUGUUAUUUUCGUUCUAACAAUUUAAGAAAUAUGACGCGAGAGAAUAUAUUAAAUAACGAAUUACAAGCAAAUUUUGAUAAAUUAAUACGAAAUUAUUUAAAUUGACUUUUUUAUUUCACAAAAAAAAUUUAAAAAACGGAAAGAAAAAUGAAAUAAAAUUGCAAUGAAUUGGCGUUUGACUUUGAAUAGAAAAUCACCGACACGAAUGCCCGUGUCCCACUUCGAUAAUAUCGAUUCGUUGAAUAGAAAACAGAGUUUGCCCAAAAAGCGAGUCUUUCGUUCGCGAGUCUUUGCCAAUUUUAUAAAAGACACGACUCCUUGUCCCCACUUAUGAGCAAUCUUUCUUCUUUGUGCUUUGAAAAUUUAAAAGAAAAAAGAAAGAAAUAAUUCGUUCAUUCAAAAUAAUUACAAUUUCGAACAUUAUUAGAACGAAAUUAAAAUUAAAAUUCUAUAAUAAUCUAUCGAAAGGAAAGAAAAGAGGUAAAUUUUUGGAAUUUUCGUUUUCAUUAUUUAUUUAUCAGUUUAUUAAACGGGAUUUAUCGCGUGAAAUAAUUGGGAAAACAAACAGUUUCGAUUACAGUCGAACAAGCACACGUAACGUUGAUACCAAAGAAUCGAUAUCCGCUCCUUUGCAAUGACGAUUGCUACAAUGAUUUCAAUUAUUACCAAUGAUGUGUUGAUUACGUAAAAGAGCGACACACCGCUUCGGUUCUCAAUUAAUAUCGAUUCUUGUUAUCGAAUUCACGUGAGACAUGAUCCAAUGUUAACUGUAAAUUCGACGUUAAUUUAAUUAAUAUGCCAAUAUUCGAUGAUUCUCGAAAUAUUUGUUAUUAAGCAUCAUUAUAUAUCGUACCUCUUUUAUAAAUUUUUUUCAUGUCCUAAUAAUAUCUUCCAGACAUGAUUCCAGUUAUAUCUUGUAGCUGGUACUGUUUUUAACAUUAUCUAUAUUUUUGGUUUCAUUAUUAUCUAUAUUAAAUUUUGUACAGUUAAUUAUUUGUAGGAAUGUUUCGAUAAUAAUAUCAUUGAUAUCAUUAUUUUAAUAUUCGUAUUAUUAUAAGUAUAUUAUUAUCUUGUUAAAUCUUGUAUUUAAUAAAUAAGUGAAGAGAAAUAAGGAGA
Molecule: messenger RNA, 9250 nt
Organism: Apis cerana (Asiatic honeybee)
Lineage: Eukaryota; Metazoa; Arthropoda; Insecta; Hymenoptera; Apidae
Molecular function (GO): protein binding
Source: RefSeq, a predicted model, not a curated record